Aquila chrysaetos chrysaetos is the source of this 9200-nucleotide messenger RNA. It is a transcript of the gene CHGB, whose product is annotated as chromogranin B. Gene Ontology annotation, cellular component: secretory granule. Bases 6925 to 8871 code for a protein of 648 amino acids. The record is from RefSeq and is a predicted model, not a curated record. NCBI's taxonomy places the organism in Eukaryota, Metazoa, Chordata, Aves, Accipitriformes, Accipitridae. The transcript is spliced from 7 exons.
GCCAGGAUCCUGUGUCAAACCAGUCCUCAGCAUUGCAGAGUGGGACAGCUGUGUAACAACGCCAACAUGCUUCUCACCACUGCAAACACAGCCACGGGUGCCUUGUCUUCUGCUGCCAGUUGUAGAGGCACGAACUUGGCCAGAGCAGCUGCUCCCCACAAACAACAGUGUCCAGCCAGUGCUGGGAGAGAGGAGGACAGACCCCAGGAAGAGUGAGAGCACAGGGAGGAGGAGGAGGAGGGAUUUGGCAGGGGCAAAACUGCCCCAGGAGCGUAGGUGGGUGAGUAGAUGCCUCAGGUUGAGCUCUUGGGCAGCUGCUCUCCUGGAUGUUGCCCUCCCCACCCCCAGCCACUCACCCUGUGGACAGGGGAAGGAGGCAGCCCUUCCCUGGGGCAGUGAGGCUGUCCCAACAGGGCAGAGUGCUCCCAGGCUCCUUCCCCUGCCAGUUUAAAUGCAGCUUGACAGUGCUUCUAUCCUGUUUCCCUUCCUACCAUCACCCCUCCACCAGCCUCCAGUUCCUUUCUGUCUUUCAUGAUGGUGCUAAUGAGAUCCCUGGAGAAGUUUUCCCUUUAAAAUGAAACAGGUCUUGUUGAGCCCAAAGAGCCUGAUGUCAGCCAGCCAACACAGCAAUGAACCCCCACACAACCACUUAAGGUCUCUCUCUUGGAGGUGUCCUGUCUCCUGGCUCAGUGGCUUCUUUGCUGCUUUACUCCCUCUGCCAGGAAGACAUGUGCCUUUGUGCAUGUUUUCCAACCACUGGUUUGUCCACUGAAGGAGUGGUUUGCCGUGGUGAUGUUGCUCGCUAACUGCGGAGGCCGUUCAUUCUUCAGUGUGGAUGUGUUCAAGGAAGCACAGAGAGCAAGAGGAAGGGAUGUACAGAAGGUGACAGCAUAUGGGCAAAAAAGAAAGGAUGGUUGGGAUCUCAAAGGUCAGUGCCAAGGUUCCCAGCUAAUGUGGUUACUCCAGUAUGGCUACCCCUCUUGCACAAGUUUUACCAUUUGAUCUUCAGCAUUUCAGUUUGGAGAUAGCUCUUACUCUGCCAGCUCAGCUGCUGAGACCUCACAUCUGUUACCUUUCCAUGCUGCCCAGAUCCCAGCACAGGUGUUUGUGUUCUGUGUAUGUCAGAUUCCCUGCUGCAGUUUCACAUGGGUCUGCUAUUCCUGCCUUGCUGCCCCUGGCAGGUUGGCAUAGCUGCUGUGCUCUGCAGGUGUUUCCAGCAAAAGCAAUGGAAAUUUGGCUGCUGACUUUAACCAGAGCAGGAAGAGACCCAGCUGGCUGCAAAUUAUGGCCAAGAUCUUUGGAUUUAGUGCAGUCUUUCUUUGCAAAUAGAUUUAUACUGGGACUGUCUGGGUUUAGGUUGCUGUCCUUGAGUUGUCAUGAAACUGUUACAUCUGGCUUCUUGGUGGCUCUGCUUGAUAUGUUGCUUCCUUGCUUUUAUCACAGGCAUGUUGUACUUGUGCUGGAGAGCACACAAAAUACUGGAGUAGACCCUCAGCUGUUCCCCCAGCUACUCAAGUUAAUGGUGCUAGGGGAAAAAAAGGAGUUGAGAUGAUGAUCCAGCAUAAUUUCUGUAGUAGUAGAUAUAUCCGCAGGUGCUGGUCUGUCAGAAUCCAGAGAAAAGUAUCCUGCAGGCAAAAAUUAUAGAGAAAGGUAAUACCAACUGCUUCAGCAAUAGAUACAGCUGGAAAAAACAAACGUGCUCUUGAGUGUGCUAUCAAUAAUUACAGUAACAGUACUAGCCUCUCCCUGCCAGCUUGCAUUGCUUAACCACCACAGAUCUGUCAUGGCUACAAGGGCAUUAAUACUGACUGAUGUAGGUAGCUAUUGCUAAGGAGGUACAGGGGAGAAGGAGGGUCUUCAGCGUGAAUCAGAUGUUGUUGCCUUACAAUUUUUUGCCAGCAUUUAUGCUUUUCCACAUGGUUAAAUAUGAGUUGCUGUGCAAAACAUUUUAACUGCUGUUUUAAAGGAAAUAACCUCCCAGAAAGAGAGAGCUGGAGAAAUCAGAGGACUGCAUCUAAAUCCCUUCAGUAUUGGGUUUGGUGAUGAAUUGGUCUGUGCUUUGGAUUAGCUCUGAAACCCCCUGGUCUCCUGUUCAGAUUUUUAAAAAAAGAAGAAAAAAAAGUAAAACCCAUACAAUUUCCACAAGGAAAGCUCGGAGCAAAAUAUGGGGUUCCUGUCCUUUACGAGAGGCCUGCUGCUACUGAUGUUUGAGAGAUACCUUCUGGGUUUUGAUGGAAGAGAAAAGAAGUCCUAAUGGACUCUAGUUUGACCCUACAUCAGCCCCAGAGCCAAAUGUGGCCUUCCCCACUCAUAACAAAUGUGAGGUAUCUGCCUGGAGCCCCUCUUUGGUGCUGUGAGGAGAAAGGGUCCACUCAGGGUGCUCUUCCUGGGGCUUGAAAAAACCUGAGCUGCCGUCUUUUUAUCUGCUUUUUGAAUGAGAUUUAGAAAACAUUCAAGGGAAUAGCUGUUCAUUUGUUGUUAAGGGUUUUAAAUGAUGGCAAAAUGAGGCAAUCUUAGUUUGGAAGGUGCAUGUCCACACAGGCAGUUAAUCUGGGGUCCUGCUGUGGGGGGGUUGUGCUGCUUCUCUCCACACCAGGGGCCAGAGGGGAAGCGAGGUGCCUCUGAGAGGUCAUGCUUCUGCGUCAGCUCCUCUGGGCUUUUGGGACUGUGCAGCCACCACCUUUAACAUCCCAGUUUUCAUAUUAGAAAUUUCUGAUGCAGCAAGGAAAGGAGUAAGAGGACUCAUUGCUCUUCAACCCUUUAGGAAAUGAGAUGCAAGCAAUGACAAAACAGAGAAUAGGUGGCUGCUGAAAGAGCAGAUACUGGCAGAGAGAUACAUACUGGCAGAGGAGAGCAUGAAACUGUUCAGUUUUAAAGAGUAACGUAGGCAGAACAGACUGGGUGCAGCUGAAAAAUUUGGAUUAUGACUCACAUCUACAAACCUUGGCUGGCAUCUCGCAGAGGACAUGGUAAGCUCUGUGCUACUGAAACACACAGUCUUUUGAAAAGUUUGCACCCCUCAUGGUCAGGAGUGCCUGUAGUAGUUCUGUGUACUGCUCACUUCCAGGUACGAUAUUCAGCUCAUGCCAAUAAGCCUGCCAAAAACAGAUGUGUGUCUGACGCUGAGACAGAAGGAAGGGCAAAGACAGAGCCCCUUGGAAUAAAUAUCUCUGGAGCAGGUGAUAAAUUCGAUGCAGGUCUUGUGUAGAGGAGAGGGGUUUUUUUCUUAACUGUGUUUGGUUUCUUUGGAGUAUGAGUCUGAUUCCUGUGUCCACACUGAUUUGCACGGUAGGUAGAAGGGUAAAUUACCUACAAGGAAAAUGAAUAGGGGAUAAUGCUCAGUUCACCACUUGUUUAGGUAGGUGAUAAUCUGGCAUCCUGGGAUGUGGUCUGGAAAUAGUUGGCCAAAGUGAUUCUCUUUGCAUGGUUGGAAAUGCUACUGCAAAGCACUUCUGGGUUCACUGCCUUCACAGGGCCCCCACACUUGUUGCAAAAUGAAGGAGAGGAAACUUGUGGCCUUUGUGAAUAAAACCAGAAGUUAUGUGCUUGGGGCGCCUUCCUGGAAAACAAAUGAAAGUUCAUGAAGCUUGAAAUUCCAUUCUGGGAUUGGAGGGAAUCUAUAUCUAGGAUAUCUAAGUUCAGAUAGUUGUAGCAGUUACAUAUAGAAAGGCCUUGCACUGUGGUUAUUUUUCACCUCUUCUGAAGUCAAAGACAUGAAUCAACCCAUGCUCUUACUCCAAAGGCCCAAUGCUUUUGAAGUGACCUAAGUCUCUCUCUGCCCUAUCCCGUCAUAUAGAAAAGGAUUAACACUCCCAUGCAAAUGUUCCUGCCCUUAGACAUGUCUGGUCCCAGUGUUCAUGUCCCAACUUUGCUGCUGCCAUGACCCGUGAUACACUGCUGAGUUUACACUAGCUGGGUAUCUGUUACUAUGCGAAAUAUCUGCCUUCUCCUGUCAUGUUGCUAUUCCCUGAAUUUCAAGUAUUUCAAGAUGUUUCAGCCCUGUUGCCUUUUGGGUGGGUUUUUUUUGCCUUCUAUGGCUGGAAGAACCCACAGAAACACAGUCAGAGGCUCAUUAGUUUUGAUCUAACUCUGCUUAGCUGCCCUCAGAAGGACUGAAAUAGUGGUGUUGAAGUAUGGCCAUCCAUGGGUGGACAGAAGAUUGCUCCUUCCAGGUAAAGAACAGUUUUUUCUGGAUGUUUAAGUACUAAGAGUGGUAUGAGGACCUCAUGGAAAUGUCCCACCUUCUGUACAUUUCUCCCAAGCCUGUGCAAUAACCUCCGAGAAACUUCAUUUCCUUUUGAGGGGAUGAAGUGCUUUCCUCUGCCUGGCUUGCACUGCUUCCAUGGUUUCAGCACUCGGCAAAGCGCAGAUCAUCUUCUCAGAGGCAUGUUGCUGUUGGUUUCUCUCCAUUUGCUUUGUUUGCUUCUGUGACCCACCCCAUCAUUUUAUUUUUUCUCCACUGCAUUAUUUAAGGCAGGAAAGAACCUGUUGCCCUGGAGGCGAGGAACCUGGCGGUGCUGGACCACUUUGUACCCAAACAUGCUCCACCACCGUGAGCUCAGUAGACAGCUGGGCUGCUUUGGUUCAGCUUUCAAAAGCAAACUUAGCUGUAACCACUGAACAUUUAGCCACUGGGCAAAAAAAUGCACCCAAAGUUACAGUCUCUUGAAACUCUCCUGCCAGUUGUUGCCCAUGCUGUGUGCAUGCUCUGGGCAGGAUGGCUUGUAAAUGGCACCUUUGCACAGCAGGAAACAUCCCUCCAAGUUGCUGGUUUUCCCUUGCUCUGGCCCAAGCAUGACUUGCCUCUCAGCAGGGCCGGCUGCAUCAUCCCAGGGCAGAGCUGCCCGGCAGGGUGAUCACGGGGCUCUCGGCACGCUCCUGCCUUCCGCUUCCUGCCUGCUUCAACAGCUGUAGGAGGGAAUUUUCUGAACUUUCCCUAACUCAUGCUGCUGCGGCUCUGGCAAUUUGCACAGAAGGGAGAGCAGGGACUCCUGAUUCCUGUUAUGAAGGUUGUACACAUGAAAAUCAUAUUUGUUUUCUCCCUUGUUGCAAUGACCCUGCCUGAAGCAGCAAAGGUGUCCCUCCCUUGCAGCCCGUGUUCCCUCCACCCACCUCCCCUCCAUCUCCCAGUAUGAGCCCCUAGAGCUGCAUGCCCUGCACCAUUCCAGGGCUAUUCCCAAGAAGCUGUGCCUGAGCUUUGGGCUUCCCAUGAGCCCGCUGUCACCUCUGUUUGUACCCGUGUGCACUCUGGUAAUACGUGGAGGCUGCUUUUGCAAAGGCAUUUGGUGCCUUCCCUGCAGAACAAAUCUGAGGGUUUUUUUCUUUCUGCUUGUUCAAGAAAGUGUCCUGGCUCACAGCGGAGGAGCAGUACUCCAAGCCUGGGUUAGAACAACACCUAAAACCCACAACAUCCUUUGGAGUGUUGUGUAUACAAGAUCCCACAAGAUCUUCAAGUGAAAUGUGUAAGUGAAGUAAAAGAUGGGGAAUAACAUCAGCCCCAUAGGGUAUGACAAGCAAGGCCAAAAUUGAUUUGUCAUUGCCAAGUAAGAGGAACACAGGACAUGGUGAGGGAACUUGACAUCCAGUAGCUGAGGGGUUUCCCUGCUGCACAGCCCAGAUCCAAAGCCCACCUGAGGUCCAUUAGAGAUGUGUGCACUUUGGCUUGGAUAUUUUCCAGCUGAGCUGGACCAGCAUCCCUCAGUGUCUCAGAGGGGUGACUCACGCUGCUGCAGGCACAAAGUCCCCUGCCCAUGCGCACCAGCAGCCUGGAUUGCCUUGGGGCUCAUCUUCGGACUACGUCUGGCAGGCAGUGAGCGCUGCCUCUCUAUUCCCAGAAUGAACCUUACAUAAAUGCCUGAUCCAAACUAUCUUGUCAUCCUUGACGAAUCCUCCUGCUAUUAAGUCAUUCCCCACUUUCCUUGGCUCGGAGCUCCUCCAAGAUGUUUGCUAUUGAUGGCCUUGCUGAUGCCUACUCUGACAGAAUUUUUAUUUUCCCUCCCACGCAGCUGCUAGUGGGAGGCACUGAUUCAUGCCAACGACCUGCCCGAUCCUGGAGCUGAAAGGCAGCCAGGGAGAGAGCUGAGCUCCUGCAACAGGCAGGUGCCGGAGCAGAUCCUCAGUAGGCAUCAAUGAAGUAGCUCCCAGCCUGUGAAUGGAGCAGGGCCAUUUACACCAGUGGAGGAUCUUUGACAGGAGUCUGAGGUGUUUUGGUAUGUGUGGGUAUAUCGGGACAUAUGGUUGCUAAAAUCAGUGUGUACAACAGGCAGUAUACAUCCUAUAUAAAUGUGUCUAUUUCAUUAUUGAGUGUAGGUGAUUUUGUGUGGGGCAUAUGUUUUCACACAACACAAAAGUUCAUUUUAAAAAUACCCUGUUCUGUAGGCUUUCCCUAAUGACUAUUUUUCCCCACAGAUCUAUUAGCCAACAACAUAUGCCAGCAUUCUUUCCUUAAAAGUAAAAGCUGGCACACAGCAGAGCAUGAAAUAAUAAGAUGUGAUUAAGACAGGAGCUGGAGCUAACCAAAGCCAGAAAACUCAUGGCUGAAAGGUCAAACCAUUAUUUAAAUUGCCUUUGCAAUGGCCUAUUUAUUUGCAGGUGCUGUGAAUUAUGAGGGAAGGUCUUGUAAUGAAAGAACAUCUGGCAUGGAAAAUCUCACCUCAGUUCAAGCUGAACAAAGUUUCACUUGCGCUGGAAGAUACAUCACUGAAGAGCUGGAGCUAGAAGGAUGCUGCAUGGAAGAGAAGAGGGUUACAAAAACUGUAAUCUGAAUGGAAGGUGAACAAGGUACCUGGCUUUGCCUCCUGGAGUUAAUAAAGGCUGUCUUCUGAAACAAGCUUCAAAUCGAGCUGAAGUUCCUGGCUUCCUUUACAUACAAAUGAAGCUGCAUGUGUCAGUGCAGUUCCAGUAGAAAAAGACCAUAUUGAAGAAAUGGUAACACAGUGCAUAGUGGAAGUUCUGUCCAAUGCUCUGUCUAAGCCAAAUGCACCACCAAUUAAUCCUGAAUGCAAAGAAAUCCUGAAGAAGAGUGAUAGAAAUGACAGACAGAGAAGCGAAAAACAACUUGAAGUGAGGCAUUUGAAAGACCUAGCAGAGAUUGAAAAACAUCACACUGGGAGUGUGGAGAAAGAACCAAGUCAGGCAGAAGAGGAAUCUAAAAAGUACAUGAAAGGAAGUGAUGAGGAGAAGCUUGGUCACAAGGAAGGUAAAAGCAAGGAAGAGGAGGAUGGACUCCACACACCAAUUCGAGAAGAGAGACUUCAUACAGAAGAAAAGAAACACUAUCAGGAAACUGGAAGAGAGGAGGAGAAGAGUUACCACAGUGAAGAAGAAAGCAAAGAGAGCAAGCAUCAUGACGAAGAGGUAGAGCAUGCUGUUCUCAACAAGAAGUCCCACUCUGGAGGCACAAGCACAGAGGAGUUCCCUGAUGGGAAUGAUCAGCACCCCAUGGGCCACUGGCACUCAGAGGAGGGAAUGCAGAGCCCAAAAAGAAUCCAUGAAGGUGAAGAGGGAGAGGCAGAGGAAGAAAGAAGUGAAAAAUACCACCAUGAGUCUAAGGAACGUGAUUUCUCCCAUCAGCAAGAACAUGAAGAAUUGGAUGAGAGUGAAGAAACAGAGGAGGAAAAGCAACCCUACAAACCCAAACGUUAUCAUGGGAAGCAUAGAAUGGGUGACUUCUCUGAAAAGAAGAGGGGCCAUGGUGGUGAGAAAGAGGAACUAGCUGAGGAGUCAAACACAGAGGAGGCCUAUCUCUGGGACAAGAGGAACCACCAUCAGAAACAUCAUGAAGAGUCUGAGCAGCAGCGUGAGGAGAAGAGUGGUUAUCGUGGGAGGCAUGGGUCUGAAGAGGUGGAGGAGAAGAGGCAUGCAGGCCAGGAAAGUGAGUACAGAGAAAGGUGGCAGCAGAGUGAAGAGAGCAGUGAAGAAGAAAACAAGAGGCAUCGCCACAGUGAAGAAAGUAAUGAGAAAUGGCACGAGGAGAGGAGACACCGUGAUGGAUCACAUGAGGUGAGGAGGCAGCAUUCUGAGGGAAGGAUGUAUCUUGGAGAUGAAAGUGAGGAAGAGCUGGAUAGGUAUCUCAGUGGCGGCAGCAAGGAGGAGCAGCAUCAUGCUGGAGGGAGAUACCGCUUGUGGGACAAUGAAGAUGAAGGGUCACAGAAAGCAUACACUCAAGAGCGCAAAGGGCAAGCCAGAAGACACUACAGCACUGAGGACAGUGUAGAGCAACAGCGCUACCCUGGCAGCAGUGAGGAGGAGGAGGAAGUAGAAAAGAAGCAUCACAGCAGUAAUCAGAUGGAAAACGAAGAGGAGAAUAUGGAGGAGGGAAGAUACGCAGAGAGGGAAGAGUACACAAGCCAUCUCCCUGCAGAGAAUGAGAAGAGGACCGUGGUAUCCUACAGCCCUUUCUACCCACUGCUGUGGUGGAAAAGCCGGCACUUUCAGAAAAGGGACAACACAGGAGAGCAGCUUCUGGAGGGCAAAGAGGAAAGCAGGCCCACUCUGAAUGAGAAGAGUCUUUUCCCUGAAUAUAAUGACUAUGACUGGUGGGAGAAAAAGCAAAUCCUAAGUGCUCUGAACCAUGGACGCAUUGACAAGAGGAGUCUUGGCAAAAUGAACAGAUACGAUAUGAAAAGGCAAUACAACAAGAUGGAUCAACUUGCACAACUUCUGAAUUACAGGAAGAAAUCAGCUGAAUUCCCAGAAUUGUACAAUUCUGGAGAAGACAUGAAAAAACGUCACGUAAUCGGGAAUGACAGAAGAAGUCUGAGCCAGAGGCCUCUGACAGAAGAGGAGGAAAAAGAACUGGAAAACCUGGCCACUAUGGAUUUGGAGCUGCAGAAAAUAGCUGAGAAGUUUAAUGACAACAGGAGAGGCUGAAGAUGAUCUGCUUUGGCAUUUCAAAGCUAGGUGUAGCUGUACUCAAAAUACCUAUAUUUUGUGGUAAAUUCACUGCCACUGGAUUGUUGUUUGCCCUAAAACCAGGAAAUACUAUUUACUGUCCACUAUAGUGUAGUGAUUUAUACAGCUGAAAAUGUCUUUAAUUUGCUAUUAUGCUAUUGAGAUCUGAAUAGCAUGAAUUUUAGUAUUAUAACCUUUCAUGCAAGGCAGGUAUUUUUAAUAUGCUUGUGAAAAUAAUUGUGUUAGUGCUGUUCGGAAAUAUAUUUGUCUGAGUUUGAAAUAAUAAAAAACAUUGAUCUUGGGCCAAA